Molecule: messenger RNA, 1705 nt
Organism: Nothoprocta perdicaria
Lineage: Eukaryota; Metazoa; Chordata; Aves; Tinamiformes; Tinamidae
Product: cystathionine beta-synthase-like
Exons: 16
Coding region: 29-1705 (558 amino acids)
Cellular component (GO): cytoplasm
Molecular function (GO): cysteine synthase activity; cystathionine beta-synthase activity
Source: RefSeq, a predicted model, not a curated record
CGGGCGAAGCCAGCAAGCGAGCAGAAGGAUGGCAGAAAUGGAGCUGACCAAAGCAUCCCUUCUUAAGAAUGGCAGUUGUGCAGGAAAUCAGGAAAGGAAAACUGACAGCGCGUGGAUUCUUCCCAACGUGCCCAGCAAGUGCACAUGGACAGCUKCCACACCUGCCACCAAGUCUCCACACUCCUGUAUACCCUUACAAGAAGAAACAAAGAUCUUGCCCAACAUCCUGAAGAAAAUCGGCUGCACCCCGAUGGUCCGAGUCAACAAGAUUGGGAAGUCCUAUGGGCUGAAGUGUGAGCUCUUGGCAAAGUGUGAGUUCUUCAAUGCCGGGGGCAGCGUGAAGGACCGCAUCGGCCUGAGGAUGGUGGAAGACGCAGAAAGAGCCGGGAUUAUAAAACCUGGAGACACACUCAUUGAAGCCACCUCAGGAAACACAGGCAUCGGGCUGGCCCUGGUAGCUGCAGUGAAAGGCUACCGCUGCAUCAUUGUCUUGCCGGAGAAAAUGAGCGUGGAAAAGGUGGAUAUUCUGAAGGCGCUGGGCGUGGAAAUAGUGCGGACGCCGUGCACCCGCUUUGAUGCCCCCGAGUCUAACAUCCGCGUUGCUUGGAAGCUGAAAAACGAAAUCCCAAACUCUCACAUCCUGGACCAGUACCGAAACCCAAGCAACCCCCUGGCUCAUUACGACACCACAGCUGAAGAGAUCCUGGAGCAGUGUGAAGGCAAGGUCCACAUGGUGGUGAUCGGAUCGGGCACGGGAGGCACCGUCACUGGUGUUGCCAGGAAGCUGAAGGAGAAGUGCCCAGAGUGCAAAAUCAUCGGUGUCGACCCCGAUGGCUCCAUUGUCGCUCUGCCCAGUGAGCUGAACACGACAACCACCACAACCAUAGAGGUGGAGGGCAUCGGGCAUGACUUUAUCCCUACUGUCCUUGACAGAUCAGUGGUUGAUCAGUGGUAUAAAUGCAACGACAGAGACUCGUUCCUCAUGUCUCGCAGGCUGAUUAGAGAGGAGGGAUUAUUGUGUGGUGGCAGCUCAGGCAGCGCCAUGGCGGUGGCCGUGCGGGCUGCCCGGGACCUCAAGGAAGGGCAGCGCUGCGUUGUCAUCCUGCCCGACUCCGUCAGGAACUACAUGUCCAAAUUUUUGAAUGAUAAGUGGAUGAUUAAAAAUGGAUUCCUGAGUGAUGUCCAGGAGCACAAGCCUUGGUGGUGGAACAUCAAGGUGCAGAAACUGAAUCUCUCAGCCCCUCUGAUUCUUCUCCCAGAAGUCAGCUGUCAAAAGGCCAUUGAAAUCCUGCAGGAGAAGGGAUAUGACCAGGCUCCUGUUGUUGCUGAAUCAGGGCUUAUUUUGGGAAUGGUGACACUCAGCAACAUCCUCUCCUCCGUGCUGGCUGGUAACGCACAGUUCUCAGACCCCGUCACGAAGGUCAUCUACGACCAGUUCUCAAAGAUCAGCCUGGAUGACAGCCUUGGGAAGCUUUCCUGUAUCCUGGAGAAUGACCACUUCGCUAUUGUUGUACAUGAGCAGAUGCAAUUCAAUGGCAACGGCAGCUCCUUCAUGAAGCAGAUGGUGUUUGGCGUGGUCACGGCCAUGGACCUCCUCACCUUUGUGAGCAGAAGCGAGAAGCGGCGGAAAGGCAGCGUGGCCGCACAGGGCCCCGCGCCGCCCGCGGGCUCAGCUGCUCCUCCCCAGCCUGAAGGGAGUCACUGA